Talaromyces marneffei is the source of this 1074-nucleotide messenger RNA. RefSeq lists its product as uncharacterized. Gene Ontology annotation, biological process: protein import into peroxisome matrix. Gene Ontology annotation, molecular function: protein binding. Gene Ontology annotation, cellular component: peroxisomal matrix; cytosol. The record is from RefSeq and is a predicted model, not a curated record. Lineage: Eukaryota; Fungi; Ascomycota; Eurotiomycetes; Eurotiales; Trichocomaceae. The transcript is spliced from 2 exons. The coding region runs from base 1 to 1074 and encodes 357 amino acids.
AUGCUUCAUUACCGCACCGAGCGCUUCAAUGGGUCUGCCGUCAAGUACUCCCCCUUCUACGACAAUCGACUAGCCGUCAGUGCAUCAGCGAAUUUUGGCCUGGUUGGAAAUGGUCGUCUCUAUAUCCUUGAAUUAACUCCAAAUGGCAUUGUACCUGCAAAAAUUUAUACCACACAAGACGCUCUCUACGACGUCGCCUGGUCCGAAGUCCACGAGAAUCAAUGCCUCAUAGCCUCCGGAGACGGUAGCAUCAAAUUGUUCGACAGCUCCGUAAACGACUUCCCCGUACAAGCAUGGAAGGAACACAACCGAGAGGUGUUCUCCGUCCAUUGGAACCUCGUCGCCAAAGAAAACUUUUGCUCGAGUAGUUGGGAUGGCACAGUCAAAGUAUGGUCGCCUCAACGACCGCAAUCGCUUCUUACCCUGCCGACGCAUAGUUGCACGUAUUCGGCCGCGUUUUCGCCUCAUUCCCCGGAUAUUUUGUCGUGCGUGACAUCAGAUUCACAUAUUCGUAUUUUUGAUCUUCGUACCCCGGCCUCCGCGUCGAAUCAUUUGACCAUGCAAAUUCCGAUACAUGGCGGCGCUGCUUCAGCACCAGGCCAGGUUGGUAUGCCGCCGCAGGCCGCCGGCGCUACUCCUCCAUCAGAAUGUCUGACACACGACUGGAAUAAAUAUCGCUCUUCUGUUCUUGCUGCCGCCGGUGUCGAUCGUGUAGUUCGCACAUUCGAUAUUCGAGCACCACAUCAUGGUCCGAUGGCCGUUAUGCCGGGUCACGGUUAUGCAGUGCGCAAAUUGGCAUGGUCUCCACAUCUUUCCAGUCUUCUUCUCACAGCCAGCUACGAUAUGACUUGCAGAGUAUGGAAUGAUCGUGGUGAUGCGCAGGCAGAUGCGGACCCGAUGCGUAUGGGGCCUACUACUCCUAUUCUAGGGGAGGAGUUGGGUUGUAUGACCCAACAUACCGAGUUUGUGACUGGUGUUGAUUGGUGCUUGUUUGGUGCUGAGGGCUGGUGUGCCACAGUUGGUUGGGAUGAGAGUCUAUACGUUUGGGAUGUCAGGGCUUUUAUGAAGCAAUAG